Molecule: messenger RNA, 519 nt
Organism: Lodderomyces elongisporus
Lineage: Eukaryota; Fungi; Ascomycota; Pichiomycetes; Serinales; Debaryomycetaceae
Gene: PUP3
Product: proteasome core particle subunit beta 3
Exons: 2
Coding region: 1-519 (172 amino acids)
Biological process (GO): proteasome-mediated ubiquitin-dependent protein catabolic process
Cellular component (GO): proteasome core complex; proteasome core complex, beta-subunit complex
Source: RefSeq, a predicted model, not a curated record
AUGGAGACUUUUCAAUUCCUGCCUCAUACGUUUAUGGCAUUAACCGGGCUUGCAACGGAUGUCACAACUGUGCUGGAGCUUUUCAAAUUCAAGACCAAUUUGUAUAAAUUGCGCGAGGAGCACUAUAUAGAACCACUGACUUUGGCCAAUUUGGUAUCAUCGCUGCUUUACGAACGUCGAUUUGGUCCAUGGUUUGUGAGUCCCAUUGUUGCUGGAUUGGAGAAAGUUAAAGGAAGUAAAAAUGGAGAGGUGAAGCCGUUUAUUUGUGGGUUCGAUUCGAUUGGAUGUAUUGAUUAUUCACAUGACUUUAUUGUUUCCGGUACAGCAACCGAUCAAUUGUAUGGUAUGUGUGAAGGUCUAUAUGAACCAAACUUGGAGCCAGAAGAGUUGUUUGAAACAAUUAGUCAGUGUUUGUUGAAUGCAGUUGAUAGAGAUGCAUUGAGUGGGUGGGGAUGUGUGGUACAUAUCAUUACCAAGGAUAAGGUCAUUAAGAGAACUUUGAAAACAAGGCAGGAUUAG